Messenger RNA from Priapulus caudatus, 3558 nucleotides. RefSeq lists its product as uncharacterized. Bases 1 to 2958 code for a protein of 985 amino acids. The transcript has 18 exons. The record is from RefSeq and is a predicted model, not a curated record. Lineage: Eukaryota; Metazoa; Priapulida; Priapulimorpha; Priapulimorphida; Priapulidae.
AUGCGGUCGUCUAUUAGCGCCAAAGCUUUCGUGACUGGCGGGUGGCGGCGCGAGGUGCGGCGCGCCAAGAUGCGUUACUGCCGUCUGCUCGCGCCGCUCGACCCGCGCCUUCCAAGCGCACGGAUCACCUGUUCGCUCAAUCUCCGCAUCGUACGCGGGCCGCACCGGCGAACGACCUCCAUCGUCUUCUACCCGCCGCUCAGCGCGGCCGUGCGCCGCUCAGCUCGCGCGAUGGUUCGGCGGCCGAGUGCCACACAGCGGCAGCUUCCAGGCGACAAGCGCGUCGGGAGCGCCGCAGUAAAGAAUACGCAUGGACGGUUUCUAUUGAUGCGACAACGCAGAGCGCUCGUCUGUGAUCGUCGCCGCAUCCAUCUUGCCGAGUUUGCUAUGGCAACCUGCUGGCACACUGCUCGGAGUCUGGCUUCCAGCUGGCUGGGAUUCGCGCGCGGUCACCUGUCCGGGAAGAGGCUGAGUGCAUUAGGUGUGCAGAAGUCGGACUGUCGUUGGUUCGUGCCGCAGACCUACCACGAGCCGAUGUCGGGCACGCUGAACACUCUACCCUGUCUCGCGCUCGUACUCUACAAGGAGAAUGCCGUGUUUCACAUGCACCCGCUCGCGCAGAUCUGCAUGUGUAACCUUGCGAUCACAGCCGCUCUCAAUGACAUGAGGAUGGCACAGUCUGAGCCGGUGACGACGCGUCAGUGCCUGCACCUUGUGCAAUACGCCACUUCUACCGUACAGACCCUCGGUGGACACUUCUUCAAAGUUCCCGACUAUUUGGAGUUGUCGCAACCGCAUGUGUAUAGUCACCCAGAACUAUGUCAGAUAGCUGUGAUAACACUCGUUGGAUACUCUGUGAUACAGAAAGCUGGACACAUCAUGACCUCACUGACGUCAGGAACACACGGCUUUGAGCUGAUCGGCUUGAAAUGGCUGCCCUCGCUCAGCCACCAGCAGGCGGCCGCCAUCACGCGAGCCGAGCCCGGUGACGCCACCUGGCGGGCGAGCAUCACCCAUCUCACGCAGGCCGGGCCGGCGGUCGUGCUCGCCGUGCGAGGCUUGGACGCGUACACCUGCCUGCUGCCCCCCCCCCGACCACACGCUGACAGUGGGCCGGCGGUCGCUGCCGCGUGUCGCGAGGACUUGGACGCGUACACCUGCCUGCUGCGCAGCCUCGCGACCGACGACGUCUACUACGUGUCGCCGUCACCGGCCGUCGCCUACCGGCAGCUGCGCGGCUUCUUCUACGACAACGAGCUGUUCCCAGACAGCAGUGCCAACGACCUGCUGAAGCUGCUGCCUCCCUCACACCAGCACGCGGUCAGUAGCAAGGUGGCGCCGCCGAGCAGCGGGCGGGAGCCGUGCGGCGACGCGGUGUCGGCAGCGGGAGAGGAGCACGUGCUGGCGUCGAUGCUCGUGCCGCCCGUCGCCGCGACGUCUCUGCUCGUGCUGAAGCCAGGCGUCGCUGAGAGACACGCGGGCAGACUGCUGCGCAAGCUCAGCCUCAGUGGCUUCACCGUCGUCGCGCUGCGGCUGGAGAUGCUGCCGCCGGCACUCGCCGACGCGAUAUCACCGCGUGACGUCUCACACGAGCAGCAUCUGCAGCAUCUGGCUUCGGGGCCUUGUCUCGCGCUUGCAGUGCAGCGCGUCAAUGCCGUAAAGAAGAUGCUCGACCUCGUGGGGCCGACGGACCCGGCGCGAGCACGCACCUAUAGCCCCUGCUUCUGGCGCUCCCUGUACGGCAAGGACAGCGUCGCCAAUGCCUUCUAUGCUCCCGACAGCUACGCGUCAGCGACGACGGCCGUGCGUCUUUUCUUCCCGGACGGCGUCUGCUGCAGAGCGACGGCUGAGAUGUCACGCGCGGGCGUCGCCGAGCAGACAGAGGACGUGGCGCCGCCGAGCAGCGGGCGGGAGCUGUGCGGCGACGCGGUGUCGGCAGCGGGAGAGGAGCACGUGCUGGCGUCGAUGCUCGUGCCGCCCGUCGCUGCGACGUCGCUGCUCGUGCUGAAGCCAGGCGUUGCAGAGAGACACGCGGGCAGGCUGCUGCGCAAGCUCAGCCUCAGUGGCUUCACCGUCAUCGCGCUGCGGCUGGAGAUGCUGCCGCCGGCACUCGCCGACGCGAUAUCACCGCGCGACGUCUCACACGAGCAGCAUCUGCAGCAUCUGGCUUCGGGGCCUUGUCUCGCGCUUGCAGUGCAGCGCGUCAACGCCGUAAAGAAGAUGCUCGACCUCGUGGGGCCGACGGACCCGGCGCGAGCACGCACCUAUAGCCCCUGCUUCUGGCGCUCCCUGUACGGCAAGGACAGCGUCGCCAAUGCCUUCUAUGCUCCCGACAGCUACGCGUCAGCGACGACGGCCGUGCGUCUGUUCUUCCCGGACGGCGUCUGCUGCAGAGCGACGGCUGAGAUGUCACGCGCGGGCGUCGCCGAGCAGACAGAGGACGCCACGUGUACCUCGUCGCCCCGCGCGUGUACCGUGCUGCCGCCCGAGCCAGGCUGUCUGCACGCGUCGCCGCUGGUGGAGGUGUCCUGCCUCGUGCUGCUGCCCCCGCUCGUGCCGGCGCCUGGAGCUGCAGUGAAGCCCGCCCCGUACGUGCAGGUCGUCGAGGAGCUGCAGCGGCAACGCUUCUCACUCGUCGGCGCAAGGAUGACGCGGCUGUCGGAGCCGCAGCGAGCGCGCCUCGUCAAGACCUGCGAGCUGAGAGACGACAAGCUGGUGGCGCUGCUGGCGCGAGGACCGUGCUUGCUGCUGGCAGUGCAGCGUGACAACGCCGUCAGCUGUUUCACUCAGAUCCUGAGAGAUGGCGCCAGUGACUCGGUGCUCGUCGACUACUGCAAGUUGAUUCUGCGGCCGAAAACAACUGCUCAGGCUUGCGACAUGCUCGCCCUCCUCUUCGACAGGCUGAUGCCCGGCAGCCGGGCGGAGAUCACCACGGCAACGGCAGCUGCAACGAAGUGAUGCCUUACAAUGGAGAGAACUAAACGGGGUACACCCUAAUUGCUGCAGAAACAACAUGGCCGUUGAGUGCUGACCUCCUGUCAUACGUUUCAUCAGAAGGGAAAAACAAGCGUUGUGAUUCGACACGUCGGCGAAGCGGACGCUAUUUCAGCGCCACCAGGCUGUGCACCGCGCCGUUUACCGAUCGUAGCCACCGUGUGGUAUAGUUAUUGUAUUGCUGGGAUUUGGGAAGGAGCGGCACCGUCUCUUGCAGACGAUUUCGUGCAUUUUCGUCGUCAUUGUUGUACAGUACACUAACCGUGGUAAUCUGUAGGAAAGAAUUUGUGAUCAUUUCCUGUACGUCGUGCGUGUCAUCGUUAUACACACCAUGUGCCAAUUCUCAUCAACUCGAGAUUGACUCGGACUCGACAUGAACGUUGCCGGUAUGAAACAAUAAAUAUAGCACGAAUACGGCUCUCAGUAAAUUCAAAGAAUCUUCUCGAAACGCAGUCGAGUAGGUUGAAGGUUUGGAAUUGGUGGUUGGGUGGGGAGCGUAUGUGUAUAUAUAUAUGUGUGUGUGUGUGUGUGUGUGUGCGUGUGCGUGUGCGUGUGCGUGUGCGU